UUCCACGGAGCUCUAAAGCUGCGCAAAGAACAAUAACACCGACCUCAGCUGUCAGUCUGUGAAUGUGCUCGCAUUGCCUUAUCACCACUUGUGUUGCUUCUCUCUAAUGAAAUCCAAACAAAACGCGGAGUGACUUCAGAGCGCGCAGACCGGUGCGAGAAAGAUUUGGCACAAGUGUCCAAAUGGGUCUCGUCGCAAUGGGAUUCGAGUUGAAGAACACGUAAGAAGUCACCCUGAUUCAACCCGUUGUUGAGGUGACUGGGAACUUGACAAGACGUUUUUUUUCCACCGCUGGGAUGUUGUGAACAGACACCGUCGCCUGGGACAGAAGGAGCAGCAGGACGAGAGAGGGGAACCAGGGCUGGACGAGCACCGGAGGGAUUAUGGCUCUCGCAACGUUUUCUCUCAGCCUCAUCACGCUGGCGCUUACAAACUUACACCUGUCGAGAGCCAGCGACCGGCAUGCGGUGUACUGGAACAGCUCAAACCUACAGCUUCGGAGGGAGGGAUUCACGGUGCAGGUCAGCGUCAAUGACUACCUGGACAUCUACUGCCCGCACUACAACACCAGCCAGCGUGGGACGUUAGAGCGCACCGUGGCCGAGCAGUACAUCCUCUACAUGGUCAGCUACCGCGGCUACCGCACCUGCGACCCCCAGCUGGGCUUCAAGCGCUGGGAGUGCAACCGGCCCCACGCGCCUCACGCUCCCAUCAAGUUCUCUGAGAAGUUCCAGCGUUACAGCGCCUUCUCGCUGGGCUACGAGUUCAACGUGGGCCAGGAGUACUACUACAUCUCCACGCCCACCCACCACCACGGCCACAGCUGCCUGAGACUGAGGGUCUACGUCUGCUGCUCCACCGUUUCCCAGGCAGAUGAUGACUCCAGUCAGACCUCUCCCGACUACACAGUCAGGCCAAACAUCAAAAUACACAACAUUGAUGAGUUUAACCCCGAAGUUCCCAAACUGGAGAAAAGCGUCAGUGGCAGCAGCCCAUCACGUGACCGCCUUCUUCUCACCGUGGCGAUGCUGCUCGUGUCCGCCGUCCUUUUGUCCUAG
Messenger RNA from Plectropomus leopardus (leopard coralgrouper), 1058 nucleotides. It is a transcript of the gene efna3a, whose product is annotated as ephrin-A3a. NCBI's taxonomy places the organism in Eukaryota, Metazoa, Chordata, Actinopteri, Perciformes, Serranidae. Gene Ontology annotation, biological process: axon guidance; ephrin receptor signaling pathway. Gene Ontology annotation, cellular component: plasma membrane. The record is from RefSeq and is a predicted model, not a curated record. Gene Ontology annotation, molecular function: ephrin receptor binding.